CGCAACAGCUAAAAUAUUUUCUUUGAUCAUGUCGAUUUGUGACUAAACUAAGCCUUUUUUCCAUGUAAAUUUCAACAAAUGCUGAAUAUUGAUAUCAACAUUUUCUAUUAAGACACCCAAUGGUGUUUGAAAACGUGUCUUUAGUCGGAUAGAAGGUCUCUCUUUCGUGUCCUACAGCAAUAAGGUCACGCCAUGGAAGCUGGUAAUGAAGAUGACCUUGACACUCACAUGUGUCUGACAUGUGAGACAACAAUCAUUGGCUUAGAGAAUUAUGUCAGGCAUAAAAAGUUGGAAUGUCCCCACAGAAAAGGUACAAUUUCAAAAAAGCCCGGGACUGGUCCGUCUCAUCAUGCUGGUCCCAUGUCUGUCGAUGUCCACGAAGUCGGCCACCUUCAUCCGCCAAGUCACAUGAGCCCAUCGACGAGCGGAAUCGUCAAUCCGAAUGUCGUCUUGGGAUCGAACAAUGACGAUGUGGACAAGUUCAACGACUUUAUCUCCUGUUUGGCCUUGCAGAGUCGCUCUAAUAUGCCAGAUAAAUCAACGGAAAAAAGACCAAAUGACCUUGACCUAAUGGAUCUUGGGUCUUCGAAUCUUUUGACUCUAAAUCUUGGCUUUAGCAGCGAUUCGGAUCCGGAUUUGUCAGAAUAUUUGAAGGAUUCCGAUGAUGAUUAUUAUCCGCCGGAAGGUCAUACGGGCGGGAAAUGGAAGCCGCCAGAAUGUACAGGUGGCAAGUGGAAAUCUCCCGAAAGUACGGGCGGGAAAUGGAAGCCACCGGAGACUCACACUGGAGGAAAAUGGAAACCUGGAGCUAGGCCUCCAAGAAGCUACACUGGUGGGAAAUGGAAACCAGGGAUGGGGCCUCGACCUAUCAGCAGAAAGAGAGCUAGGCACAUGAGUGGUGAUGAUGUUGAAGAUGAAGAUGAUGAUGAGGAUGCUGAUGCGGAUACAGAAACUGAAGAGGAGUGUGCGCCGACUGGAGGCAAGGAUAGACGGACUGGAGGAAAGGUUUUCAAGCAUCUUGUCAAGGAGGGAGAAACGGGGGGCAAAGUUCAUGGAACUAGGGAUAAGGAGGAUGAUGCUCCAGAAGAUGAGGACAGACCCCUGAACCAGACAAAUGAAACUGCAGACAGAGAGACUGAAGUAACAGCCGCAGAUAGGCCUACUGUAGCCACUGAGAUCGAUGGUAGAGCAACAGGUAGCGACAUUGCAGCUCCUGAGAAAGAGAGCGUUGCAGAGGCCAAGGUAGAUGAGGUCACUGACAGCAUACCUCCGAAGGCAGCAGAGGAAACCGUCCUGCAAGAUGAGAGUAGUACGAAUGAAGACUCUAAUUCUGAGAAAGGACACUAUUGCCCAAUAUGUAAAGACAAGUUUUACAAUCAGUACAGCAUGGCACGCCACCUUUUGAGCCAGUACCACCACAAUCGUGCCAAAGGGCAUCCCGAGUCUGUGCAGCUUUUCGAAAAGUAUCACCUGCUGAUUCUAAGGUUGAGCCCAUUUCAGUGUGGGUCUUGUAAGUUCUAUUGUAAUUCGAAUGAGAAUUUGAAGUUGCAUUUGAAGAUGCGUGAUCACAUUGACAACAUGUCAGGUAAUCUUGGUCCACAGUUGUGCACCUUGUGUCGGUUCAUGACCGAUGAUAAUGAUGAGAUGGUCGAGCAUAUCGGCAGCGACGGCCAUGUUGCGCGCGUAACUGAACUCACGAAAAAGCGACCGUGCGUAAUUCGCGAAAAUCGCAAGAAGGUCGACUGCAAACAGUGCGGUUUAACAGUACAUUGUGUCACCGAUUUAAAGAAGCACAUUUUGGCAAAACAUGCCAAAGAUACAAGCAGGAAGCGCGUGAAACGUACAUGUUUGCAUUGUGAUAAGGUUUUUUCUUCGCAGAUUUCCCUCGGGAUUCAUGUGCGCCGCCGUCAUACGAAAGAAAAACCGUUCACGUGUGAACCGUGUCAAAAAUCUUACGCAGAUAAGUAUACUCUGCAGCUACACAUGAAUACGAAAGCUCAUGCCACAGUGACAGCACGUUCAAAAGACGAAGUGAUGCCAUUGUGUCCUGUCGUCAAACCAAAGAAAGUCCGCGGAAAACAUGUGCCUGUCCAUUAUUGUGAAUUCUGUGAUUUCAAGACGGGAAAAUUUACAGAUUUGCGUCCCCACUAUGUCAAAGAGCAUCCGAACGAAGCAAAAACUUGCAAGCAUUGCGCCGUGACGAUGUUUCGUACUACCGACUUCAAGAAUCAUCUGGAAACGAAACGACAUAAAACGUUGGCAAAAUUGUCAGAAGAGGGAGAUAGUGCUUUCAAGUGCCUGACUUGCGAACGCGUUUUUCCCAAAGAGAAGAGUCUCCUGUUACAUAAGUUGUCUCAUCGAUGCGGUACUACAUCAAAAGACGAGUAUUACGAAAUCAAAGAAAAGUACAAAGACUUCCUAGCAGGCCUCCCGAAGCUUCGAACCAAGAGCCUUAUCAGUUGCCCGGAUUGCGAUAAAAGUAUAACACGUGUUGGCGUCAUGCAACACCUCCGCACGCAUACUGCUGUGUCUCAACAAUGCAGCGCAUGCUCUCGGUCUUUUUCAUCCGUCCCGUCGUUAAAACGCCACAUCGAACGCGCCCACACCAACAUGGAGCCGAUAGUCUGCGAGGAAUGUGGAAAGCGGUUUGUAAAAUCGUACUCCUACCGCCAACACGUGGCGAUCGUUCAUCGGAAUGCGCCGAAGAAUUUCGUCUGCGAUACAUGUAAUCACGCAUUUGCCUCAAAGUGGCAGCUGACACACCAUAGUAAGAUUCACGGCCAGAAGCACUUGAAGUGCACAUAUGACGGAUGUAGCCUUCUUUUCCGUUCUCGUAGCGAUAUGACAAUUCAUUUACGCACGCACACUAAUGAACGGCCAUUUUUGUGCGACACUUGUGGGUACCGCGGAAAAAGUCGAAAUCAGUUGACGAGGCAUCGUCGUACUCACACAGGGGAACGCAACUUCAGCUGCGAGUAUUGCCCAUAUAAGGCGUUGAAUAGCACCCACCUCCGUCGACACAUGAGAGUCCACAUCGGUUCCAAACCGUACAAAUGUCCGUAUUGUUCCUAUGAAUGCAACACGCAUGAAAAUAUUCGUAAGCACAUCAUGAAGACAAAGAAACACGCUGGACUCAAAGUGUAUGUUUGUAAAUUCUGCAAAUUCAGUUCGAACGAUUCGAAGCCAUUUCGUGAUCAUCUCGUGUCGGAUCAUAAGGCGGAAAUGAAGAACAGUGACUUGGAUGUUGUUUCCGUUUAUUCUGGGUUGUAUAAGCGAGAGGGUGACCCCAAGGCACCGCUAGAGGGCGAACAGGUCUUGCCUAUAAAGGAGCGAACGAAGCGACAGUCGCCAAAGGUUACUAGGAAACGUUCGGACAAGAUUGCUAAACUGAAAGUCGCAAAUGUUUUCACGCUGAAGGAAAUGUCUGAAGCAGGCAUGGAAGUUAUUGAGGUGCAGGAGGUGGAGGUAUUCAUUAAAGAACCUGAAAGUGACACACCACAAGCUGCAAGUGUAAUUCCUACUACUGGUGUGAUAGAGGCCAACAAUAUACCAAACUUGCCACAGCUGAAAGAGGAAGACAAAAAAGACGUAGCUUUUGGUAAAUAUACUUAUGUUCCUGUUUCCUGGCCGGCUGUCGCCGAAGGAAAAGUCCCAGUUCCAUCUACUUUGCCAUCCACCUCUGAACAAGCUUUGGGAAACUCGGCGGUUCCUGUGCUACCAUCUUUGCCUGGUGGUAUUUCCUAUGGAAAGUUACGUGCGCUCCUCAACGAUGAUGCGUACAUUGGUCAGUUACCGGAAACUUGUGAUCUCCAGUUGAUUGGAGUGUCUGUCAAUCAAGCUGAUGAAAAUCAUGCUCAGUCCUCAGGUAUAUCUGUCCAGUCAAAGACCGAUGUUAUUGUUUUGCCUGUGUACACCUCAAAAGGCAAUCCCAACAUUUGCCCGUCACUGUCCGACUUGACUAAGCCUGGCUUGACACAUCUAGUUUCACUGCACCAACUCGCGAUGUUUCCUCGCAAUGUUGUCCUGUCGUUUUUUGCGGGCGUACGAGAUGCUGCGCCACCAAAGGCGCAGUCAGUCAUUGAAAUGUCCGACUCGAAGGAUUUAUCAAAAUCGUUGUUGUUGGUCGAGAAAGCGCGGACACCUCAAUCUUUGGUCCCUGUUCAUCAUUUGAUUCACGUGCCAAAAGACUUCUUAUCUGCCCUUCUGGAAAUUGCCAAGUGCGCAAAUAGUUCUAAAACAGAGGCAGCUGGCGCUGGGGAAGAUGAUAUACUUGUGUACGAAUCUUUGUCGUCAAGGAAAGAUUUGAAGCACCCAAUUCAUGCUAGUUCUGCUGUCGACACAACAACCAAUGAUGGACAGUAUCUCGCAACUUCUUCGAGUCAUGCAGACGUCGUGAUCCAACACAGCUUGCAGACGACAUCAGCGGCCGACAUCAUGUUAGAAAUGGCCGAAGUUGUGCUCUCCUCUUGUGACACGAAACCGAGUCAAAAAACCCUGCAGCAAUAUGGGGAGCAGACGUAUUCAGUCGAAGACCUUGAGCCAUCCGAGUCGAUGGCAAUUCAGUUGUUGAGUCAUUUAGCACAGGGUGGUAUUACAACGACUACCGGUUAACCAUUCUCUACGCAUUGAAGGUUUAGAAUAGAACAAUACAGCGCGAUAUCAAACUCCUAGCAAAUCAUUUUUCGGUGCAUCGAGUUGGUGCUGCGUUUUGACAUGAACCAAUUACCUCUUCACAAAACACAGGAGGUUGAUGAAGGCUUGAAACACAACACACACUAGACUGGACAGUUCAUUAAGUGCAAAAACAGAGUUCCUGAUGAAAGGAUAUCCAAUCUUUGGUAAAAAAGAAGUCUGGCGCAAGUUGUGAAGUGUCAAAUAGGUAUUGAGUAAGGGGAUUGAGGGGGUUACCGAGUCCAUGUUAACUACUGCAUUACUGUAAUAGCAAGACACUACUGUAAUGGCAAUAUUCAUAUAAUGUACACAACUUGCAUGUUUUUCAUGUGACACUGUAAAUUCUUUCAAUGUCGUUGAAUUGCUGUCGAGGCGCAUUUGUGACCCAUCACAGCAAAACAAGGCCCAUGUCGCACAGGAGAUGAGCCAUAAUGAUACCAGGAGAUAUUAGAAGAAAUUGAUUUACUCGUCAGGCAGACAACAAUGAAAUGAACAACCAGUCGGUCUCAACCUGCCAAGCUCAGACAGAGUGACAUGCGCCUGGUUUUGCUGUGACGGGUAGCAUUUGAUUGUUGUAAAUAAUGUUAUGCUCACUGUGCAUGUAGUGAGGAGAUUGUUGUAAAUAAUGUUUGAAUCGUGUAAGUUUGGUCCUAAAGGAGAUUUUCCGUUAAAAAUUUAGAAUUUACAAUUUAUUGAGAUUUACAAUUUAUUCCUAAAGGAGAUUUUCAAUUCAAAAUUUACUGUUUCUUGACACUUAGAAGGAUCACAUCUCUUGUGUAGCUAGGAGUCUCCCAUUUCGUAUGUACGUAUCCGAGAGGGAGGGUGGUUCAAGAAUUCAAGUGUCACUGUACAUUCACCAGUGUAUUUUGCAUUCACAGAAUUUUAGGGGGAGGGGAGGAGGGUCUAAAAUUCUCGAAUUCUACGCGUAAGUAGGUAAUGGAUGGCCCCCCUAUUUUUGAUCGAAAAAUCAUUUGUGAUCGAGGAUACUAAAAUGAGUCACAAUGACCAAACAAUGGGAAAUGAGUGACUCAUUUUGCUGUCCUCCUGUGUCAGAUUUCCUUUUUUUCAUAUCGAGUACCCCUCCGAUGCUAUCGCUACAAACUCCGUAAUUAUUCUGUCCAUUGGCCUCAUGGCACAUUGGUUUUUGAGGCUGGGAUAUUGUCUGUUUUCUCGAAGUAUAAAAAAUGUUGCAUACAAUUACUUUA
Messenger RNA from Lineus longissimus, 5876 nucleotides. RefSeq lists its product as uncharacterized. Gene Ontology annotation, molecular function: zinc ion binding; nucleic acid binding. The record is from RefSeq and is a predicted model, not a curated record. The transcript has 6 exons. The coding region runs from base 193 to 4611 and encodes 1472 amino acids. NCBI's taxonomy places the organism in Eukaryota, Metazoa, Nemertea, Pilidiophora, Heteronemertea, Lineidae.